AUGUAUUCUUCUCCUAACUCUUUUCUAAACCCCAAUGCUGCCAGGCCUGGCCAACAGCAAUAUGGCCAGACCCAACAGCCAUUCUCCGGGUUCCAGCAACAGCAGCAGCCGCAGCCCACGGGGUUCAUACCACAGCCAACUGGCUUUGCAGGCGGGCAGAUGCAGCAGAUGCAGCCUCAGCCCACCGGAUUUCCGGGCGGGCCAUUCCAGCAGCAGCAGCAGCAGCCUCCGUUCCAGUCACUCCAACCUCCACAGAUGACGGGUUAUCCCCCUCAGAACCAAACUCCGCAAUUCCAGCCACAAGCGCAGCCAGCGCAACAACAGCCUCCGCAAUCACAAUCAUUUCCGGUACACCCUGCCGGCCAAACGUCCUCGCAGAUUGCACAGUCGUUUCAAACUACACCCACCCCCGCUACACACCUUUCUUCCCAGAUUACUACAUCGAAGGUUCCGAGCAUGCGAUUGUCGUUUAUCACAGCGCAGGACCAGGCGAAAUUUGAGCAACUUUUCAAGUCUGCCGUUGGAGACACUCAAUCGAUGGAUGGAGACACUGCUAGGGAUCUCCUUUUACGAUCGAAACUGCCCGGCAGUGAAUUAUCUAAGAUAUGGGUUCUGUCCGAUACUACAAAGUCGGGUCGCCUUCUUUUCCCCGAGUUUGCCUUGGCUAUGUAUUUAUGCAACUUGCGUUUGACAGGCCGCGACCUUCCUGCAACAUUACCGGAACGAGUUCAAAAUGAAGUAUCCAGCAUGGUGGAUAUUAUCUCGUUUGCUGUUCCCGAUGACCGGCCUCCAGUUAUCCCCAAGUCUAACGCACCGAAUUUUGACCAGCCAUUGAUGCAAAAUACCUCCGCUCCGCCCGCUCCCCAACAGCCACAACCCCAGCAACCCUCUAACUCGCAACUACUUUCUCAGCUCACGGCCCAACCAACAGGCUUCUUCAAUCAGUCCACAAACUUCCAACAGCCUCCAUCAAUCGUUGCACCGCAGCCCACAGGAUUUCCGGGCCAAAGUACCGCAUUCCGAGCUCAGCCUACUGGACUUAUGUCUAAUCCGCAAGCCACUGGCUACUCAGGCCCACGCCCUCCUAUGCCACCUAUGCCAACCGGAUUUGGCUCCAACAUGCCCUCUUUGCAACCUGGCCCUACAGCACUGACUGCUCAACCGACAGGAAUGCCCGGUCAGUGGGGGUUUGUCAAUACACCAGCAACGGGGCUACCCAAUAUCGAAGCAUUGAAGCAGCGCCUCAUGCCUCAAUCUGGUCGUGAAGGCGGGUACACUACUGCCGGUCUUGCUGGAAAUGCUACCAUUCCCUGGGCUGUUACCAAAGAAGAAAAGAAGAUCUAUGACCAGCUAUUCCGUGCUUGGGAUGGGCUUAAUAGGGGUUUUAUUGGUGGAGAUGUGGCCAUUGAAAUCAUGGGGCAGAGUGGCUUAGACCGUAAUGACCUUGAGCGCAUUUGGACUCUAUCCGACCCGAAUAAUAGAGGUCGUUUGAACAUGGAUGAGUUUGCCGUUGCUAUGCAUUUAAUCUAUAGAAAGCUCAAUGGAUACCCCAUUCCAAACCGACUCCCACCAGAGUUAGUGCCGCCAUCAACACGGAAUCUAGACGAUUCGAUCGGCACUGUUAAAUCGCUUCUCUCGCAAGAUGCUGAACUGCGGAAAACGUCAGGCGCGUUUCUUCAGCCGCAGAAAACUGGAGUAAGCUACUUAAAAACUCACUCUUUCCGCUCCGGUUCACAAUCCCCAGGAUUUAGUAGAAAGGAUGCUACUGUCUUCAAAAACAAUGACGAUGUUGCGGCGUACAAAUCUAGCGCUCGACGACGAGGCGGUGCAGCGCAAUCUCCUUCACCAUCCCCUUCGUCUACUCCCUCUGAAAAAGUAAGCGAUGACUUGUCAAUUGAUCAGUUGAACAAGAAAAUUCGAGAGACAAAGGUAAUGCUUGAUGCCACGGAUUUUAGAGACGAGAAUCGAGCAGAAGAAGACGAGACUCUAAACCGACGGGACAGAAAGGAAGUGGAGUCACUCAUGGAGCGUAUCAGGCGGGUGCAGGAUGACAUUGACACUGAUCCUAAAGCCGCCUUCCGAAUUUCCGAUUCCGGUGCUGAACGACGUACGUUAAGACGCCAGCUCCAGACAUUCCAAGACCAACUACCUGAGUUGGCAUCCAAUGUUCGUAAAUUAGAACGUUCAAUUGCAGACAGCAAACUUGAGCUAUUCCGUUUGAAAGAUGCUAAGCUACACCCAGGAGCUGCUCUAGAAAUCGUUGGCACAGGCCCUGGAGGAGCUGUAACUGAAGCAGAUCGUAUUAAGGCUCGUGCUCGGCAAAGAAUGCAGGCCAGAGCGGCUGAACUGGCUGGCAGGCCAGCCCCACAGACGGAUGAUGGAUCUGCUGCAAGAAGACUUGAAGAAGAAAAAGCAUCAGUCACUGCCGAGCGUGAACGUCAUGAUGCAAUGACUCGAGAUGUUGAGGAGAGUGUGAAGGAGUUUUCUGUGAGUCUAGAUGAUAGCUUGAGGGAUGAAGAUGAGAACUCUACGCGUAGCCACGAACGACGACGUUGGGAGGAAGCUCUUGGGGUUGAAGAUCACAUUAGAGAUUUCAUUUACGAUUUGCAGCGGAACCGCAAGACAGCAAAAGUUCGUAAGGAGGAUCGGUCCUCCCGGACCGAUAAUUCUUCUUACUUACAACCUCAAGACCGCUACCAGAGCUCUCCAGCCAAUGGUGAUUCUCAGCGUGGAGCAUCCCCACUCCGCUCUGCUUCUGCUUCGCCGUCUGUCUCUGGAAUGACUCACGAAGAGCGUGUUGCGUCGGCCCGUGAGCGAGCGCAGAAACGCAUUGCCGAAAGAAUGGCGGCUGCAGGCCUAAAGCCGAACCCUGAUACGAGUGAGACUUUUUCACAACGACAGGAGAGGGAGAGACUUGAGAAGGAAGAGCGAUGUAAGCGUGCUGAGGAAGAGGACGCCAAACGUGAGGCAGAAAGGCAACGACGUCUAGCUCAAGAGAAAACUCCAUCAGCCCCCUCUCCACCACAAGCCAAGAGCAUGUCGAAGAAGCCACCGCCGCCUCCGUCGCGAAAGUUUAGAGCCGAAAGUACCGAUCAAACCGAGGCCAAGAGGGCCGCGGAUGUUGAUCUUGUGACAAAAGCAAAAGUAGAACAGGAAGAAAAAGAGAAGGCAUUAAGACAAGAGCAAGAGGCCCAGGAAGCAGAAAGUAGAAGGCUAGAAGACGAAGCUAAAAGACAGGAAGAUGAUCUUGCACAAGAGAAACAAGCCGCCGAAGCACGUCUUCGUGCCUUGGAAGAGCAAGUCAAACAAGGAAAGGUCAAGAAGCAAGAAGAAAAGCGCCGUAAACAACAAGCUGAAAAGGAGGCGAAAGAAAAAGAGGCUCGACUUGCAGCUCAGCGUGCGGAGCUCGAAGCUGCCCAGGCAAGGGAGCGCGAGCUUCGACGACAGCUUGAGAAUAUGGGCGAUGAGGGCUCUUCUUCCGAUGACGAGGGACCUGUUGAAAUAACGCCACAGAACAGUCUUUCCCCGCAGAGCCGGGUUCUUCCUCCAUCAACUUCGCCUCCAGUGCCGCCGGUCCCCAAAAUAGAAGAGUCAGAACGGGCAGCAAUACCUAGCUUUUCUAGCCCUGCAGCGACGCCAGAACGUGUCAAACAGAGCUUGCCUUCGGAGACAGAGUCGAGGAACCCCUAUUUCCGCCAGCUGAGCCACGCUUCGGAAAGCCAGUCAAGUGCACCUUCAGCUCCAGAGGUGCAAUCUACGAACCCGUUCCAUCGCCUUACACAGCAGGAAACCGCAACUAAAUCCGCAUUUUUGCCAGAUUCAACUGUGCCGGGCCCAUUGGAACGUAAGUCGCGUGCUCGCCCAGAAGAGGACGACUGGUCCGCUGCAGAAUCAGACAACGAAUCGGAUGAAGAUGAUAAUCGUGCUACUGGCGGCAGUGCUAAGCAGCUUGCGAGCAUUCUCUUUGGAACCAUGGCACCGCCGCGUCCCCUUAGUGCUAUGGACGAGAAGCCAGAAUCAAAAACUGCUACACCGGUACAAGAGGCUCCGAUUGUUCCUCCCCCUCCGCCUCCAGCUGUGGCAGAACCCCAAAGUUCACCUGAGAUGGACGAUGUGACAUCUCCUGCCGAACCUGAUGACUCGGGCUUCUAUACACCGCCAUCUAUCCCACCGCCUCCUCCACCAAUACCCAAUAUGAAUGCCCCCACUGCACCACCGCCUCCGCCUCCGCCGGGCGAAGCUCCACCUCCCCCUGGUGCGGCUCCACCUCCGCCUCCACCAGGACCUCCUCCGCCACCGGGACCCGCGCCGACUACCGCUGGAAACGCAGGAGCUGGACGCGGAGCUUUACUUGCUGACAUCCAAGCUGGCAGAGGGCUGAAGAAGGUUGUAACGAAAGACAGAAGUGGAGCGGCCUCCGCCGGGAGGGUAUUGUAG
Ophidiomyces ophidiicola is the source of this 4437-nucleotide messenger RNA. It is a transcript of the gene PAN1, whose product is annotated as actin organization and endocytosis protein. The record is from RefSeq and is a predicted model, not a curated record. The coding region runs from base 1 to 4437 and encodes 1478 amino acids. Gene Ontology annotation, cellular component: plasma membrane; cytoplasm. The transcript is spliced from 3 exons. Gene Ontology annotation, molecular function: actin binding; calcium ion binding. Gene Ontology annotation, biological process: endocytosis; endosomal transport. Lineage: Eukaryota; Fungi; Ascomycota; Eurotiomycetes; Onygenales; Onygenaceae.